AUGGAAACAGUUUUCGCUCAGGUCGCAGCAACAAGAGUUUCGGGACUAUCGAUAAUUUCCCGUGCAAACGAGAUCGCAUCUCUGUCAGCUCGUGGAGAGAACCUCAUCGCCGCGUGUGCUAUUUUAUCCACGGAGGAAACACACUCUCUAAAAGAAGCGGAUUUGCUCGCACGCCGCUUCCUUCAAAUUGACUUAGGCAAAAAUGGAAAUGCCAGGACAGCCCUAGAAGGAAUGUUCGAGCCACUGGAGUGA
Messenger RNA from Penicillium alfredii, 252 nucleotides. RefSeq names its product MutS protein msh5. The transcript has 3 exons. The record is from RefSeq and is a predicted model, not a curated record. Bases 1 to 252 code for a protein of 83 amino acids. Lineage: Eukaryota; Fungi; Ascomycota; Eurotiomycetes; Eurotiales; Aspergillaceae.